AUGGCGAGCACCAUGAACCAAAGAAAACUAAGACAAAAAGAGCGUACGUGGAAAGAGAUCGUGAAGAAGGGCAUCUUCGGUUAUGGAACGAUUAUUUCAGCGAGAGCAACGUAUCCUGCAAAUUUAUUCAGACGCCGUUUCCGGAUGAACAAGUCUCUGUUUUUGCAUAUCGUCGGAAAACUUUCCGGUGAAUUUCAUUUCUUCCAACAAAAGAAAGAUGCUUUGGGAAGACCUGGACUCUCUGCUCUACAAAAAUGUACGGCAGCAAUUCGUCUCUUGGCAUACGGUGGUGCUGCUGAUUCUGUAGACGAGUACCUCAGACUCGGUGAAACAACUGCUCGGUCAUGUUUAGAAAAUUUUGUUGAAGCAAUAAUCCAUUUGUUCGGAGAUGAGUACCUACGAAGACCAACACAGGAAGAUCUUCAACGCUUACUUGAUGUUGCAGAUGAACGCGGAUUUUCCGGGAUGAUAGGAAGCAUCGACUGUAUGCAUUGGGAGUGGAAGAACUGUCCAACCGCUUGGAAAGGGCAAUACUCCCGUGGAUCAGGAAAACCAACGAUCGUUUUAGAGGUGGUAGCUUCAUAUGAUCUUUGGAUAUGA
Molecule: messenger RNA, 600 nt
Organism: Eutrema salsugineum
Lineage: Eukaryota; Viridiplantae; Streptophyta; Magnoliopsida; Brassicales; Brassicaceae
Exons: 1
Coding region: 1-600 (199 amino acids)
Source: RefSeq, a predicted model, not a curated record